Molecule: messenger RNA, 2985 nt
Organism: Rhipicephalus microplus (southern cattle tick)
Lineage: Eukaryota; Metazoa; Arthropoda; Arachnida; Ixodida; Ixodidae
Biological process (GO): cell differentiation; regulation of transcription by RNA polymerase II; anatomical structure morphogenesis
Molecular function (GO): DNA-binding transcription factor activity, RNA polymerase II-specific; RNA polymerase II cis-regulatory region sequence-specific DNA binding
Source: RefSeq, a predicted model, not a curated record
UCACCAUUCCUAGUUGCUGCAGCAUGGCCACAACUCUAUAGCGUAGAGUGUGCGCACUGCCCUUAACUGAUCAGGAAAGUUUCGCGCCAUACAGCUACUUGAUCCUCAGGCCGAGCAUCGCUGUGGACGCGGCAGACGCUACACCGACUUGUCACGCUUCGCCAUGGAGGCUCACGGUCAAGACGCAUUGUUCAACGACGCAUGGCUUAGGCCAAGGCCGGCCCUAGACGACCCCUACCUGGAAACUAUUACCGUCACCAGGGAGCCGGAGAAGGCUGACACCCUCGGGGUGACAAUUGGCGGCGCAGGAAGCGGAUCAACGGUAAUGCUCGGUGGUGCUUACCAGCCGGUGUGUCCGGCUGCCACUGAGCUGCCGCCGGUUGAGCCCUACCAGUGCGUAACAACUUGCGCAGCUUCGACGCCAGAACUUGUGGCUAAAGCAUCACCGCCGACCAAACCCCCGUACUCGUAUGUUGCUCUAAUCGACAUGGUGCUCAAGGAAGCUCCGGGUGGAAAACUUCCGCUGAGUGGUAUCUACAACGCCAUCAUGGCACGCUUUCCGUACUACAAGAAGGAACAACGCGGGUGGCAGAACUCCAUACGCCACAACCUCAGCCUGAACGAAUGCUUCGUUAAGGUGCCUCGUGAUGACGCAUCGGAUGCCAAAGGCCAUUAUUGGUGUGUGCACCCUGCGUACAAGGACAUGUUCAAGGACGGAAACUACCACCGGCGCAGGCGUAUGAACCGCUGCUCAAGGCCUGUCCCAGGGCCAGAUUUGCUCGGUGCCACGCGCAUGGCUUCUCGGAUAGCGCGACCAGAAGCAGCAGCAGCAGCCUUCACUGGUAGUGUUCCGGGUGCUUUUUCGCCCAUUCAGCCUUCGCAGCAAGACGCAUUUCUCGGUUACGGCGAACAGAUGCUGCAUCACCACCAGCACGGCUUGGCCAACGCACGGUCGCAGGUCACCGUGGAACCAUUUUACGAGGCGGCGCAGACAGCUUCUGGCUUGUGGCCCCAGCAUGCGCCUUCCGAUGGACGGCACUAGACACAGGCAACGGGACUGAUGCGGAUAAUCAUUAAAAAGAAUUGCCUUUCACAGUAUGAUGUCCGCGUGACCACGUUUUUUUUUCCUGUGUAUCGUCCUUGAGUGGAAUAGCCUAAAUACAUCUAAAACUAACGACCUAUCGCAGUCAGGUUUUGCGAAGAUGUGUGAAGAUGCUAUAAGCAAUUAGUAAACAGUCUUUGCUUAACAAUGUUUUUCAACUUACAUUAUCUCAUGCAACUUUUUUGUACUGACAUUUUUUAACUUCCACUUUCUUGCACCAAACCUAAUUCUGAUUUCGCAUAUUUGAGUUAUUUGCACAAUUUUGUUGCAUUUUAAUUCAUAUAUCAGUGUUCGAGAUUUCACUUUCAGUGCAUUUCAGCUUAGUGCAUUUGUUUGAUGCAUCUUUACACAGAAAAAGUGCUGUAUUUGUUUUAUGGUCUUUGUAAUGAAACCUGUAUUUCUGUAAAAUAUACGCCCACCUGCUUUGGUAUCGACAUGAGACUGACAGUAUUGUAAAUAAAGAUUUCGGCAUGUUUUAUGGAGAGCCGUCAAGGUCGAGUCUGGCCGUGUGUCGUAGAUAAAAGAUGGCCAUCGUGAUAAACGAGUACACGUGCCAUUUUCAUCCUUUUCUUCAUCGCCCUUCUCUCCUGCUUGGCUACCGGAAGACUCGCCACUUUGUCCAGCGAACUAGGCAGUAACUUGUUGGGCAAGGUAAGAAUACGGAGAAGAAGAAGAAGAAAAGAAAGAAAGAAAUGCUGGAAAAAAUUGAGGCGAGAUUCGACUCACGUACCGACGAUUCGAAAGGAAAUGUCCAAAUCAUUUCACCAUUCUGCCCUUGUCAUUAUUGUGUUGUUAAUGCAUUACAUAUACAGAGUGUCCAACGUAUCUUUAGCAAGAGUUUAAAAAUAUGCCGGAACACGUUAUUACGCCGUGACCAAAUUCAUGUUGCUCACUGUUGCCCACAGUUGGACUAUCUUUUGUGUUCUCAACUGUUGUUUACUUAGGUCUGUUUAAUUAACUAACUUUUGAAGGAACAAAAAUGGUAGAGAAUUUCAGCGAAAAAGAAGUAGAUAGGUUCGCAAAACGUCCAAAUAGACUGUUUUGAACUUUUAUAUCUGGUAAGUAUUAGUGUUUUUCUACCGAAAUAAAUGCCUUCGAAAUAAAAAAUAACACGCGGCGAACCCACUCGCGCUUCAAUGCGCACGAAGAUUGUAGUGCUCCCUAUCAUUCCGCAUACAAACCACACGUUCAUGACACAGGUUCAUGACAGCGAUAAGCAGCCGUUGUCGUUUUUGUGGGGCAAAUGCUAUGAUCGUUCAUACGCAGAAUGUUAAGGAGCCCUAUAAUCAUUGUGCGCAUUGGCGCACCAGCGGGGUUUACGCGUGGUAUUUUUUGUAUUUUGCGGGCAUUUAUAAUCAGCAUGAAAAACACUAAUACCUCGUAGAUAUAAAGUUCACAACUGGCUAUUCGGGCAUUUUGCAAACCAAUCUACAACUUUCUAAUUGAACUUUGUUAUCUAUAUUCGUUUAUUGAAAAGGUAGCCUAUUGAAAAUAUCUAAAUAAACAAUAUUUUAGAACACAAAAAAUAGUGUAACUUCAGGCAACGGUGAGCAACAUGCAUUUGGUCACGUCGAAAGAACGUGUUCCUGCAUAUAUUUUUAAGUCGAGCUAACGUUACGUUGACACAUUGUAUCCAUGUAGCAUGCAUCACCCACCAGCAUGCGUAAGGCUGGCUCACUUUAUUUAUGCAAGUUUAACUGUUUGAAUUGAUAUAACAUGCCAAGCAUUUUAUCGCUUUUUUCUCGGUGCUCCAAUGCUUAUCUGGGCUUCGUGAGUUGUUUAGCGAAAUGAUGAUAAGAAGAAACCAUCUCGAAUAAGUAGUGGGAUACUUUCUACAAACUAUUGUCCAUGAUGGAGGCAAAUAAAUUCUGGUACAGCUCCGA